Molecule: messenger RNA, 1849 nt
Organism: Lotus japonicus
Lineage: Eukaryota; Viridiplantae; Streptophyta; Magnoliopsida; Fabales; Fabaceae
Exons: 3
Coding region: 134-1675 (513 amino acids)
Source: RefSeq, a predicted model, not a curated record
UUUGGCUUUACUGAGUGCUGUUAAGCAAUGUCUUCCCAAUUGUACCAAUUUAUUAUGCCGGUUCCACAUAAACAAGAAUGUGGAGGCAAAGUGCAAAGUGUUGAUUGGCACGGAUGAUUUUGCCCUUUCAGUGAUGGAGAACUGGAAAUGCUUGAUUUAUGCUGAAACAGUGGAACAAUUUGAUGAGGAAUGGAAGGAAAUGUGUGUCAUGUGUAAGGACUUCCCAGAUUUCAUAUCCUACAUUUCUACUACAUGGGUAAAGCACAAGGAGAAAUUUGUGAGUGCGUGGACCAAUUCUGUGUUGCAUUUUGGAACUACAACGAGUAACAGGGCUGAAAGUGCACACUCAACCUUGAAGAGGAUGCUGAAAGACGGCAGAGGUGACUUGUGCGCCUCGUGGGAUGCAGUGGAUAGGUUGACCACUGUACGACACAAUGAAAUCAAGGCAUCAUUUGAGCGCAGUAUCAACCUUGUAGAACAUCGUUUCAAGUCGCCCAUGUAUACAAAUAUCAGGGGAUUUGUGUCCAGAAAGGCCAUGCAACUCAUGGAAGAUGAACAGAACAGAGUGAUGCGUGAUGGUUGUGGAUGCGCAUUCCAAGUUACCCAUGGGCUUCCUUGUGCGUGUGCACUUCAUAGUUAUGAUAGAAUUCCGUAUGAGGCAAUCCAUACUUUCUGGAAGAUACUUGGUUGGGACCAUGUACCCAUUGGGAGUCAAGCCUCAAACCAAGGAGACCUCAAGUCAGAGAUUGAUGGCUUGACCGCUUAUUUCAACACUUUGGAUGUUGCGGGCCAAAGUAUGCUAAGGAGGAAGGUAAAAGAGCUAUAUUGUCCUUCUAGUAGUUCACUGUGUCCUCCUCAAGUGAAGAUAAAGCUCAAGCGCUCGUCCAAGGCUAUGGAGAGUAAACCACCUAGUCAACAAAAACCAUCCUUACAACGUGAUCCUUGUUAUUGGGAACAUGUUAACAAUAGCCUCAAGCCAACACCUAACAAAGUCUCUUGUCCUCGAAGCAAGAAGUCUAAGAAGAGCAAGCAGUCCUCCACCAGCAUAUACUUGGAUGAUUUGCCAUCUUUCUUCCAUCAAUAUAUAGAAAAAGUCAUAGAUGUUAUUGCAGAUGGUAAUUGUGGUUAUAGAUCAGUUGCUGCAUUGUUCAGACCCGACAUAGGUCAAGACGGUUGGGCUUUGAUUAGGGAAGAGUUGCUUGUAGAACUCUCAAAGAAUACCGCUUACUAUAGCAACAUAUUUGGUUAUGAGAGGGUUCAGUCUCUACAAAAUCGUCUCAUCCUUCCGAUUGGUACAAUUGCAACGGAAGACAAGUGGAUGUCUCUACCGGAGAUGGGGUACCUCAUUGCUACGAGGUUGCAAGUUGUCUUCAUCUCCAUUUCACUAAAAGGUUGUUACACUUAUCUGCCAUUGAGAGGAGGCGCCCCACCGGAAGUACAUCCCGUUAUAGCAGUUGGUCACGUCACCAACCACUUUGUUCAGCUAAAGCUUAAGCCGGGACAUCCUAUGCCAACAAUAGCUCCCCAAUGGCCGUUUUUGGCCAAAGAACCCACCGACCAAUGGAUCUUCCCGUAUGCGGCGCGUUUGGCUACAUUUACGGCAGAAUUGAAUGCUUGGAUUGAUCCUACGGGUGGUCCUCAAGAGAAUGUCUUUAUAGACCUUGGAGAAGAUUGAGACUAGGAUUGAUGUUUGUAGCAAUGACAUAUGUACAACUAAUUAGAAGUUCAAAGUAUUAUGAUGUAGUAUUAAACUAUUUCUCAUGUGCAUUUUAUCUGUUUCUGCCCUGCAAUGUAGCUGGUUAUGAGAACUUGUGAUUCUGCCUGCAUUGUUUCUGGUACUGUCAUUUUA